AAAAGGCGGGUAAUUGUUUUAGGUGAGACCCGAAGAUCCACAUGCACAUCGUGACAUGAUGAUUUAUGGUUUAUAUGGCAAGGUUUCUGGGUAUACAAGCACAGGAGUUUGAAAUCCUAUCAAUAAGGGGAUCUCUAGCAACUGAAAGAAGAAGACUAUUUCCUGUGAUUUUUGUCCAAUGACCACAAGACCACAAGUCUUGCAUGGACUUUCUUGGGUGUAAAGGUCUGUGAGGUGUAUAUAACAAAGGUUAUUGUCAAACGGGGUGUUUUGACACACUGCUGGAUCUAGAUGAAACCAUUGUAAAAACAAAGGAUACUUUACUGGUAAACUUCUGUUGCAAUUUUGGAAAUAGAAAACAGUUAGAGAGGAUCAGGAUUCUGAGAUCACAUUGGACUGAUAGCAUGUGUUAAAGUUUGGAAGACAGCUUUAUACUUAGAAAAGGAAAUAUUAUAUUAGUUAAUUCUACCAAUGUUCUAACAAAGAAGAGAAAGAGAUUGAUUGGUUCAAGUGUGAAUUUUAACAUCUGGAUUAAUCUUCAUUUUCUAGGAUGAUAUAAACAGUUAAUGGAUUAACAUUUUCUUGGUACAGAAGAAGAAAAGAAAUCUAGUUACAUGAUCUUAAAAUCGUUUGAAGAUGGCUGCACAGGAAGAUAAUAUUUCAUCUUAAUUGUGUACAAUAAAUCCAUAGAACACAAAUGGUUGUCCUAUAGGCGGCUCUAACAUCAACAGGAUACCAGUAUACAGGCAUUCCAACAUGGAUCUGAAAUUAUCUGAUCUAUAUUUGUUUUCUUUGAUGAUAGUAAUUAGCUGGACAGGAAUUUUAUCACAAAAACAUGAUAAGCAUGAAGAAGAAGACUCAUCACCAAGUUGGAAACCCAAAUCCAGACCAGCACAGCGUGAUUCCAUAGUAACCAAGAAUGAAGGAAAUGAUGUGAAAUUAACUUGUGGUGUGAAUGGCAGUCCUAAACCAGACAUUUUAUGGUAUAAAGAUGGAAAAGAAUUUGAUGAUACAAAAAGACCAAAGACAAAGAUUCACCGCUACUCACUGAUAAUAAGAGAUGCCCAGGUUGAUGAUAAGGGAGAUUACCAAUGUAUAGUGAGGAAUUUCCACGGCAGUCUAAAUUUUACAUUUUAUGUUACAGUCAUAAAACUGACAUGGCCUUUAGAAGUAGAAGAACCUCAAAAUCAGACUGUUAAUGAAGGCGAUGAUGCUAUAUUUACUUGCCGACCUCUGAAUGAUCCUGAGGCCACAAUUAAAUGGGUGAAAAGGAAUCAAACUGGAUUACAGACAAGUAUUGGUAAAACAUCAGAUAUUUUAGAAAAUAAAGAGAUGUUAGUUAUACGAACUGUUACCAUGAAAGAUGCUGGACAUUAUGUUUGUUUUGUUGGUAAUUAUUUUGGUUUGAAACAAGUGGAUGUAUGGUUGACAGUCAUACCUACACCUACGACUACUACUACAACUACUUCUACUGCAACGACUCCUCCACCAACUACUACGACUACACCAACUACCACAACAACAACUACAACAACAACCGAACCAACUACUACAACAAAUCCAACUACAACCACUACAACAGCAGCAACGACAACAAUGAAAGCACCAUUCUGGCCAGAACCAACACCGGACUGGGAUAAUGUCGAUGAGUUUGAUAAUCAGGAUGAUAAACAACGCAAAAAGGAUAAGAAGAAAAAGAAAAAGAAAGAUAAGAAGAAGAAAAAUAAGAAAGAUAGAAAGAAGAAGAAAAAGAAUAAAAAGAAAAAUAGAGAAGACACAUCAUAUAUGCAACCUGAGAUUUAUGAUAAAAACUAUGUGGACACCAAUACACCAAGCCCAGACAAUUGGUUUGAUAGGACAGGCCGUAUCGAUCCUAAUGAUCCAUACGAUCAAGAAACUGUACCAGAACCCUUUAAUCCAACAUCAGAAAACGAUCAGAUGAUUCCCUACGGAGAAAACACAAAGGACGAAACAAUCGAUUACAGUGAUGUGGAUUUUACUGGCAAAACACAGGGUGAAAAUGCAAAUCAGAAAAAGUCUGCCGAAAAAGAUAUAGAUGUGUGGACUAUAUAUAUAAUUGUCGGCUCGGUGGCAGGAGGGGUGCUGUUAAUUGGAGUUGUGGCUAUUGUAGUGGCAUUAUGUUGUAAUCGAUAUGAGGAGGAUGGUUAUAAACACACAAAUGUUUGACUAUAGGAGAGAUUUCCAUGGUAACAAACAUUUAAUGAGGAAUACUUCAAGGAAAUUUUGCCAUGGAAAUUGAAGACCUAAGGAUUAUUAAACAUAAUUAUGUAGACUUUAAAAUACAUUUAUAGCAUUGUUGUUAUUGAUAGUUCAAAGAUAUAACAAAAAUAUCAAAAUGGACGGAGAUAUUGAAUUUAAGAAAUGACCAAAGUGCAAUAAAUGUUUCUUGAGUAUACUGAAAGACACUUGAUGUGCAAGAAGAAUAUUUUUCUAUAUGUUUGUUUAAAACUUUGAAGACACUACAUGUGCAAGAAGUAUACUUUUCUUUAAGUAUUUAUUUAUAUGAAUGUGUAAACUUUAUAAGACUUCCUAACAAACGGUGCAGACCAAUUGGACAAUACACACAUGACUAUUAUCAAUAACUGAUAUGUGUGUUAUGGAAUAGUAACUGGGAUGUUUAAAGGCAAUACAAAGAGGAUAAAUACAUAUAAUAGUGAUUUGUAUUUGUUGCUAGUUAUAACAUUGUAUGAUCCAAUGUAUUGCAUUGAAGCAGGUCGAUAUGGUCCUGGUAUAUAUAAAUAUGUAGAUUUAUAACACUGGAAGGAAUACAGUGUUUCAUGUCUAUUUAAUUGCUUGGUUUUAUAAAAAAUACAUGUCAAAUUUGUCUUGACAUUCAUAAAAUUGAUAAUAGCACUCUUAUAUAAAAAGUUUUAUAAAAAAUACAUGUCAAAUUUGUCUUGGCAUUCAUAAAAUUGAUAAUACAUUCUUAUAUAAAAAGUUUUAUAAAAAAUACAAUUCAAAUUUGUCUUGGCAUUCAUAAAAUUGAUAAUAGCAUUCUUAUAUAAAAAGUUUUAUAAAAAAUACAUGUCAAAUUUGUCUUGGCAUUCAUAAAAUUGAUAAUAACAUUCUUAUAUAAAAAGUUUUAUAAAAAUUACAUAUUAUAUUUGUCUUGGCAAUCAUAAAAAUAAGAUGAUUACAACAAGAAUAGAAUACAUUUGUUAUGUAAAUAAUAAUAAAAACAACUGAUUAAUUGUCUCUUACACAUUGACAUGUAAAUUAUUUGUUAUUUGCGAGACCAUCAAAAUUGAUCUUAAAUAAGUAUAUAACAAUUUUUUAUUAAAAACACCAAUAAGGCCAAAUAUGAUUCAGAAAAUCUAUAUCAUAGAAACUGACAAUAUAUACAAAGUGUAUGAAUGGAAAGAUAUGGACACAAUCCCAAAAUUAUAGGUAAGGGUUAGAUCCUGGUAAGACUUUCAUCAAACUUUCAGUAAUUGUUCAUUGUUCAGGUUAUCUAAAUCAAUCUUACCUAUUCAUACUAUUUGUUCUACAUUAGGAUAUAAGUUUUAUAAUGUCAAACUAUAGUGCUUUAUUUAUAUUCAGUGAAGAUGAACUGAAAUAUCUGGAAUACAAAUAUAAUUUAAUAAUGAUUAUUCAUUAUGGUCAAAUAAUACACUUAUCACAGUUUACAGUGUUUUCUAAAGGGAGAUAAUCAGACUGUUUAACAGUGUUUGUUAAAGGGAGAUAAUUUGACUGUUAAAAAGACUUUUGGUCAAUUAUAGAUUUUUUUAAAAAUCAUAAUUGCAUACAUAUGUUAGUCUGAGUAUUUGUUUUUAUAUAAGUCAAAUAUUACUAAAUUUUUAUCCACAGAAGUUAUUUUAACACCUAACAUGACAUUAUUUUCACUGUUAUCAUUCAAAUCAGGGAUUUUUUUUAAAGAAUAAUAAUACUCAACAUUUUAUUGUCUGUUUGUUGUAAUUUUGUUUAAUUAUUUAUGAGUGUUCAUGUGUUUUGUGUUUUAUAUGGUCAUAUAUGAUCCAACAAUAUUAAGUAUAUAUGUUAUAUCUACGUUUUUCUUCAGUUUAUAUCUAUUAGUUAUUUUGAGAGAUAAAAUAUAUGUCUUACAGUUUACACUAGCUUUAAAAUAAAAAUUAAAAGAUUUUGAAAGGGGACUAUAUUUGUAUCAACUUAUAUUAUUAUCAAACACCAGAGGUGAACAGAAAUAUUCUACAUGUGAUAGUAAAAUAGAAUUGUUACAUAUUGAUAACAUUGUUACAUAUUAAUAACAUUGUUACAUAUUGAUAACAUUGUUACUAUUAAUAACAUUGUUGCUUAUUGAUAACAUUGUGUUUUAUUUUGACAAUCAAUUGUUAGAUCAUACAUUUUACAUUGUCUUUUAUUAUACUUCAAGUUAAAAUACCAGAUUGACUAAUAUAAGGGAGAUAAUUUACUUUAUCUAAUGGCUGAGCCUAAGUUGACAAUGUUUUCUAGGUGUAACACUCAACUCUAGUACCCUCUCAGCUAUGUGUUUAUUUAUAUAUCACUACAUAACAUUUUAAGAAAUCCUUCCUGUCCACAUACUUUUCAAUAUAUACCUAGUCAGCAGUUUUUUUAAACUUAUUUUACAUAACAAAUAUUACUAUACUGCAAUUUUUUGGACAAUAUGUACAGAGCUAAGCAAACCUUAAGACAGGUAGGGUUAUACCAAAGAAUUGUUCAAAGACAACGGGUAACUUGUUUUGAAUGGCUUUAAUAUUUUAUUUUCAUCUUUCUUAUUUAAGUUUUAUUUAAUAUUGUAAAGAUUGAAGCAGUUGUUUUAUAGUGUUUAUAAGUAUAUGCAUGAUUUGUUAUGUAUAUAUUAUGUCUUGGCUAAAUGUAUUUGUUCUGCACUCCUUCAACUAAGAAAUUAUAAUGAACUUUGUAUAUAUUCACCUCUGAAAAUGUGGCAUAUAUAAGUUUAUCAUUUUCAGCUGACUAAGAUUGUCUUUAUAUUCAUAGUGUAAUUGAAACAUUGUUCUAUAAUGAGAUACCAGUAUUGUAUGUAAAGAUUCUGGGGACAUCAAUUUGCAAUUUGAUAGUUACAAAUUUAUUUUAUUAGAGACAUGUUACUUGAUCCAGUAAAGGUAUAUUUGCAACCAUCAAAUAACAAAUUGUGGCCUGCAAAUCUUGAGAUACAAUGGUGGUGUUUCAGUUCUAAUUGACAGGGUUAAUUUUUUUCAUGUAUUUUGAUACUCAUUUUCAUGAUAUUUGCAGCUGCACAGAUAAUUCCAGACAGUCAGUCAAGAAAAAGAACACUUCAAAUUGACCUUCAUUUGAAACAGCUGCCAUUUACAAAAUACUGUAUGAAGACAGCAAACUUUUUUUUUCUGCGGUAAAUAAAUGAAAAUAUUUUCAAGAGGUAUUGUUUAAUCAUAAAGUAUGGAAUACCUCUUCUUGAAAUUUAAAUCAUUGCUCAACAUUUUCACACUAUCAUUUAAGACACUGUUUAGAAAGUACAUUGAAGUUACUGUUUCAAUAAAUCAAAGCACAGAUGUAAAGCAAUUUAUUUGAGAAACAUGGUUACAAUAACUAGAUAGUAUUGAUGGUGCAUUUUUUUUAAGUGUUUCAAUAAUUGAUAUAUCAUUUAUUUAUGUUUAGUUCACAGCCCUUCAUAAUGGAGAAUAGAUUAUGAUAAAUAAAUUUCUUAGAAAAUGU
Mytilus trossulus (common blue mussel) is the source of this 5652-nucleotide messenger RNA. RefSeq names its product fibroblast growth factor receptor-like 1. Gene Ontology annotation, cellular component: plasma membrane. The transcript has 14 exons. The record is from RefSeq and is a predicted model, not a curated record. Gene Ontology annotation, biological process: homophilic cell-cell adhesion. Bases 757 to 2187 code for a protein of 476 amino acids. NCBI's taxonomy places the organism in Eukaryota, Metazoa, Mollusca, Bivalvia, Mytilida, Mytilidae.